Molecule: messenger RNA, 405 nt
Organism: Paramecium octaurelia
Lineage: Eukaryota; Ciliophora; Oligohymenophorea; Peniculida; Parameciidae
Source: the annotation of a GenBank genome assembly
AUGAAACAAGAAAAAUUUUUAUUGAUCAAUUGCAUUUUUACUUAAUAACAGCUGAUAAAAGCCUUAAAUUAUUAGCUUUACAUUUCAAAAGCUUAGUGGAUUUUUAACCCAAAAGUAGUUGUUAUAGAAGAGUACAGACAUUUAUACAAAGCAUAAUCUAGAAAUUGGCAUCCCAAAGUAUCUGAAAGCCUUUAUAAAGGCAUAAUAGUUUGAUGGUAUCCCCUAGCUUUCCUCAAAUGUAUCAUCUGUUUCUUUGAGAAUCCAAUUUCUAUUCAGAAAUUAUUUUUCAAAUGUAGAACCGAGGAGAGAAGUUAACUUUUUGAAGGCUAAAAUAUAUUCAAUUAAUGGAAGGCAUCAUAAUGGCUUGAUAGUUAUGGGCAUUAACUAAAAAAUAACAUAAAGUGA